This is a messenger RNA of Oncorhynchus masou masou (cherry salmon), 2142 nucleotides long. Its product is annotated as inositol-trisphosphate 3-kinase C-like. The transcript has 7 exons. Gene Ontology annotation, biological process: inositol phosphate biosynthetic process. The record is from RefSeq and is a predicted model, not a curated record. Lineage: Eukaryota; Metazoa; Chordata; Actinopteri; Salmoniformes; Salmonidae. Gene Ontology annotation, molecular function: inositol-1,4,5-trisphosphate 3-kinase activity; inositol tetrakisphosphate kinase activity. Bases 369 to 1652 code for a protein of 427 amino acids. Gene Ontology annotation, cellular component: nucleus; cytoplasm.
CACCCCUAUGUGGUGACGAAGAAUUGCUGCCAGCAUCUGGUUGAAAACAUUUGGUCGCGGUUAUAAAAAUGUGAAUGUGUUUGCUAAUUAAAACAUCGCAAUAUCUGUCUUAUUGCCCGUGCAAAAGGUAAUGUAACAAUAGGCCUGCUUAGGUGGUUAAACUGUUUUGGAUGGUUCAAAGGGGCAUAGAGUUGCUGAGAUCAGCCAGGUUAUUGUUUCCAUUCGGAGAUGAAAUGCACCGUGGCUCUCUUUUCGUUUGGAUUAGCUAGCAAACCUCGGCAGCAGCUAAAUCAGGUGAGGCUGCACUCAUUCACCGCUAAAUUUCCGAUGAGUAUGACUAAAACCCACUGACCACAGCUCAUAACCCGAUGAGUAUGGGGGAUAUGAACCACAGUUACCCAAACGUAUCGGGGGUUCCUGUAUGGUCGGCAAACGGGAAGGCAGACUCUACAAAACAUGCCGCUGAUUUCCUUUCACAUUGCGAAAACGCACACGAAAAUGUUCCACAACUGGUGGUCAAAUGUAAUACAAGCCCAUGCCGAAUUGAAUUGGAGUCCAUCAGGGUUAGCGGGAUCUCCGUUGGCUCUCAUCCCGACGAGGAUUCGAUUUGCUCGGACAGUGGGUUCGGAGGCUCCCCCGCAUCACUUCUACUCAGAAAGUUGUCAAACGCCUCAUUGUCUGGGUUGUCACCCGCCUCGUCUUUUGAAGAAUACGAGGACGACCGCGGCUUCCCUGAUGAUGUUCCCCGGGGCGUCACAUGGAAGAAACCUGGAAGUACAGGGACUUUGCCUCCCCUCUCCGUGCCCCCCAAGAAGCCACAGCCCUGGGUACAAGUGGUUGGACAUGCAGGGAGCUUCCAUGCAGGGGACUAUGGGAUGCUGCUGAAGCGCUACACUGAGGGGGAGCAACAGUGCCUGCAGAGGCUGAUGGAGGACUCUUUGAGGCCCUUCGUACCAGGCUACCACGGAGUGGUGCAGCGGGCUGAACAGGACUACAACAUGAUGGAUGACCUGCUCACUCACUUCAACUCCCCCGCCAUCAUGGACUGCAAGAUUGGCACCCGGACAUACCUGGAGGAGGAGCUGACGAAGGCUCGGGAGCGUCCACAGCCUCGUCAAGACAUGUAUGAGAAGAUGGUGGACGUGGACCCAGAGGCCCCCACUGCAGAGGAGCAAGCCCUACAGGCAGUACUCAAGACCAGAUACAUGCAGUGGAGAGAGACCCUGAGUUCCACCACCACUCUGGGUUUCCGCAUCGAGGGAAUCAAGAAGGCUGAUGGUGUGUGCAACACAAACUUCAAAAGGACCAAGAGCAGAGAAGCGGUGAAGGAGGCACUGCAGGACUAUGUGGAUUGCAACGCUCUAAUUGUGAAGGGAUAUCUAAGACGACUGAAGGAGCUUCGACUGGUGUUGGAGACAUCCGACUUCUUCAGGACACACGAGGUUGUGGGCAGCUCCCUGCUUUUUGUGCAUGACAGUACAGGGAAGACUGGAGUAUGGAUGAUUGAUUUUGGGAAGACUGUUCCCCUGCCGCCUCCUCUCACCCUGGACCACCGCACCCCCUGGGAAGAGGGCAACCGAGAGGACGGGUACCUGUGGGGGCUGGACAACCUCAUCAACAUCCUGACUGACAUACUGCCUUACCAGACCUGAACCUCAAUCUGACUGACAGAACCUCAUCAAAACCAAAACACCCCCUCCCACCUGAACCAUACCGUAUCUGAAUGGCCACGUCACGUUUCACCUUAGAGGGUUGGAUAACCGAGAGACUGUUCACAAAUUGGACUUGGAUUCUGUGUUGGUGUUUUUAACCACAUCAUUAAUGACGUUAGGUACGAGUGUUUGUUUUUGUAAGAUCGCUUUAUAGAUUAAAGAAAGCAAUGAAUUGACCUACGUGACUUCAAUGAGGGCCAGCCUACUUUCUGGUAGGUUCUGAUGUGUUCUGAACCUAUCGCCCGUAAUAAAGCGUAGUGUGCUAUGAUAAACUGCUUCUAAUGGCUUUAAUGUAAUGUCAGCUGCAUUCAUGUACAGUGUGUUUAGUAAGUCAGCAGACCCCCCCCCCCCCCCCGAAUUUAACAUUUUGUUACAUUACAGCCUUAUUCUAAAAUUGAUUAUAUAAAAUAAAGAUCUAUACACACACACA